Hylaeus anthracinus is the source of this 1057-nucleotide messenger RNA. Its product is annotated as intraflagellar transport protein 46 homolog. NCBI's taxonomy places the organism in Eukaryota, Metazoa, Arthropoda, Insecta, Hymenoptera, Colletidae. The record is from RefSeq and is a predicted model, not a curated record. The transcript is spliced from 2 exons. Bases 128 to 547 code for a protein of 139 amino acids.
GGUUCCGUUAGAUUCUAACGAGUUCCUGACAGUUGUAGUUCUUCCCUUGGAACUUUUUUCUCGUCGCGAAUUAGAUAGCUAUCGAAAGCUUACGCAGGAAGCGGGCGGCGGUGGCUAUCGUAGGACGAUGAACGUCAAAGACAGCAGCGACGAGGACGAAUCGCACGAUAUUUCGGCGUUCGCCAAGUUCGACGAGACAAUCGAAGUGCGUAACGCCGAGGAGAUAAAGAGCCCGGUUAGCCGUAGGCCAGCGAGCUCGAGGAGGCCAAGGCAAACACCAAAAAUGGAGAGUUUGAAUUCCAUGGGGAUAAAUUCCCCGCGAGAGAAGCUGAACUUUCGAAGAUACUCCGACAAUGACAAUAGCAUUGGAAAGUCAUUGGGAAUCAGCAGUGAUCCCUCUGACAGCGAAGAAAGCGACGAUGACGACAUACAGGGGACGAAUAACGCGCAGCCGAUAGAAGUAUACAAUCCUAAGGACUUCGAGAACUUGGACGUGUCGAUGGAAGUGAAGGAACUGUUCCAAAACAUAAUAAGGUGCGUAGGAUAAAGAUUAAUUCAUGGUGUCUCACAAUUAUUCUGAUAUAAUCGUAUGCUGGGAGUGUGUUCACUUGUUUAUUGAUCUUUAUUUGUAACGAUAAGGGAUAGAUAAGGGACAGGCAAGAUAAGUAAUACAAGUUUCCACUUGGCGUUCAUUUAUGGGGGCGGUGACGGUAUCGCCAUCUCGCGGUGAGAAGGACGAACUAAAAUUCGUUGUUUGUUGGCGUUUAUUAAAAAAAAUAAUAAACAUAUAUAGACUUUAAACCUGUAUUAGUCCUAAAUAUAUAAAAGACAAUACGAAAAUAGAAAUAUUUACAUCGUUACAAUGUAAUACUUAAUAUUAGAAGUCGUCUUAGCCUAAGUGUGUUUCAUUGUACUAGAUAUGUUUUUGUUCCGAGUGUAGCAUGUCUGUAUAUAUUUCUGUGUUUUAUUGUGUUGUUGGUGUCCUACUGUGAUUCCGAGUGUCGCGUGUAUUGUUAUUUUUGAUUCCUGUUAAAUCUGCAAGUUAUUUUCUUUUAGG